GCUCAAAUGCCCAUGGUCUCCACUCCAGCCACCCUGCCUUCUCUCCCCCAGCCUACACCGAUGACUUCAUGGGGAGUUCCCUGUGAUCAGUUGACAGAGGAAAAUAAGACUAGGGCUUAGUCCACAGAUGGUUCUGCAUGAUAUGCAGGCACCACCUGAAAGUGGACAGCUGCAGCACUACAGCCCCUUUCUAGGACAUUCCUGAAGCACAGCGGUGAAGGGAAAUCUUCCCAGUGGGCAGAAGUUUGAGCAGUGCACCUGGUUGCCCACUGUGCAUGGAAGGAGAAAUGACCAGAUGUGCAAUUAUAUACUAAUUCAUGGGCUGUAGCCAAUGGUUUGGCUGGAUGGUCAGGGACUUAGAAGAAGCAUGAUUGGAAAAUUGGUGACAAAGAAAUUUGGGGAAGAAGUAUGUGGAUGGACCUUUGUGAGUGGUCAAAAACUGUUAAGAUAUUUGUAUCCAUGUGAAUGCUCACCAACAGGUGACCUCAGCAGAAGAAAGUUUUAAUAAUUAAGUGGAUAGGAUGACCCGUUCUGUGGACACCACUCAGCCUCUUUCCCCAGCCACCCCUGUCAUCGCCCAAUGGGCCCAUGAACAAAGUGGCCACAGUGGCAGGGAUGGAGGUUAUGCAUGGGCUCAGCAACAUGGACUUCCACUUAUCAAGGCUGACCUGGCUAUAGCUACUGCUGAGUGCCCAAUUUGCCAGCAGCAGAAACCAACACUGGGUCCUCGAUAUGGCACAAUUCCUUGGGUUGAUCAGCCAGCUUCCUGGUGGCAGGUUGAUUAUAUUGGGGCUCUUCCAUCAUGGAAAGGGCAGAGGUUUGUCCUCAGUGGAAUGGACACUUAUUCCGGAUAUAGGUUUGCCUAUCCUGUGUGCAAUGCUUCUGCCAAGACUACCAUCUGUGAACUCACGGAAUGCCUUAUCCACUGUCAUGGUAUUCCACACAGCAUUGCCUCUGACCAAGGUACUCACUUUACAGCUAAAGAAGUGUGGCAGUGGGCUCAUACUCAUGGAAUUCACCAGUCUUACCAAGUCUCCCAUCAUCCUGAAGCAGCUGGACUGAUAGAAUGGCGGAAUGGCCUUUUGAAAUCACAAUUACAACACCAACUAGGUGACAAUACUUUGCAGGGCUGGGGCAAAGUUCUCCAGAAGGCUGUGUAUGCUCUGAAUUGGCAUCCAAUAUACAGUACUGUUUCUCCCAUAGCCAGGAUUCACGGGUCCAGAAAUCAACGGGUGGAAGUGGAAGUGGCACCACUCACCAUCAACCCUAGUGAUCCACUAGCAAAAUUUUUGCGUCCUGUUCCCGCAACAUUACAUUCUGCUGGCCUAGAGGUCUUAGUUCCAGAGGGAAGAACGAUGCCACCAGGAGCAGGAGACAUGAGAAUGAUUCAAUUAAACUGGAAGAUUGCCACUUGGACACCUUUGGGUCCUCCUACCUGUAAGUCAACAGGCUAAGAAGGGAGUUACAAUGUUGGCUGGUGUGAUUGACCUGGACUAUCAAUAUCAAAUCAGUCUUCUACUGCAUAAUGGAGGUAAGGAAGAGUAU
Molecule: messenger RNA, 1545 nt
Organism: Pan troglodytes (chimpanzee)
Lineage: Eukaryota; Metazoa; Chordata; Mammalia; Primates; Hominidae
Exons: 1
Coding region: 522-1454 (310 amino acids)
Biological process (GO): DNA integration
Molecular function (GO): RNA stem-loop binding
Source: RefSeq, a predicted model, not a curated record